Molecule: messenger RNA, 506 nt
Organism: Saccostrea cuccullata (small rock oyster)
Lineage: Eukaryota; Metazoa; Mollusca; Bivalvia; Ostreida; Ostreidae
Product: galaxin-like
Exons: 3
Coding region: 64-468 (134 amino acids)
Source: RefSeq, a predicted model, not a curated record
AUUAACUUGAUGGCGUUAUUUAAACCUUUUCUGGGUUGAAUCCAGCAAUACGGCAGAGGAUAUAUGAAGUCUUCAUUGCACGUAAAGUACUUCACGAUGAUUUUCUAUUUGGCAUUUGUUUCACUCCUUUGCCUUCCAGUUGCAAAUUCAUUUGGAAAAGCUUGUUGUGGAAGUCGAUCAUACAACCCUUCUUUCUAUAUCUGCUGCAAUGGAGUAAUAAAUUGGAAAGGAUCGGGCACUAGUUGCUGUGGAACAAGAGCUUUUAAUCCUUCUUUCUAUAUCUGCUGCAACAGAGUAAUAAAUUGGAAAGGAUCGGGCACGAGUUGCUGUGGAACUAAAGCUUUCAAUCCUUCUUUCUAUAUUUGCUGCAAUGGAGUCAUAAACUGGAAAGGCUCGGGUACAAGUUGUUGUGGAACUAGAGCUUUCAAUCCCUCUUUUGCUCAUUGCUGCAAUGGAGUUAUUUGUUAGAGAAGUGGGUUCAUUUCUUAAUAAAAAGCAUAGGUUAA